Molecule: messenger RNA, 3551 nt
Organism: Megalops cyprinoides (Indo-Pacific tarpon)
Lineage: Eukaryota; Metazoa; Chordata; Actinopteri; Elopiformes; Megalopidae
Gene: pacsin2
Product: protein kinase C and casein kinase substrate in neurons 2
Exons: 12
Coding region: 132-1724 (530 amino acids)
Biological process (GO): cytoskeleton organization; plasma membrane tubulation; regulation of endocytosis
Cellular component (GO): plasma membrane; cytoplasm; endosome
Molecular function (GO): phospholipid binding; protein binding
Source: RefSeq, a predicted model, not a curated record
AGUCCCCGCUGUGACCGCCCUCGGCAAUCGGGCCUGUGAUCCCGCCGACCCGAUCCGCAUUAAUGCGCGCGCGCGCGGGGGUCACCCUCCUGGAAGAAUAGCAGGAAUUUUCAUCACUUCCCCUGGAAAGAAUGCGCCGCGCCACAGCCCCGGGCCCGACACGACCCGGGGUUCAGAGGGAAGCAGCCAUGUCGGGCACAUACGAUGACUCCAUGAUCGACGUCUCCAGCGACAGUUUCUGGGAGGUGGGGAACUAUAAGCGCACGGUAAAACGUGUGGACGACGGGAACCGCCUGUGCAAUGACCUGAUGACCUGCAUCCACGAGCGCGCCCGCAUCGAGAAGGCCUACGCCCAGCAGCUGACCGAGUGGGCCAAGCGCUGGAGGCAGCUCGUGGAGAAAGGCCCUCAGUACGGCACCCUGGAGCGGGCCUGGACCGCCCUGAUGACCGAGGCGGAGAAGGUGAGCGACCUGCACAUGGAGGUGAAGGCGGCGCUGAUGGGGGAGGAUUUCGAGAAGGUGAAGAACUGGCAGAAGGAGGCCUACCACAAGCAGAUGAUCGGGGGCUUCAAGGAGACCAAGGAGGCGGACGACGGCUUCCGCAAGGCGCAGAAACCCUGGGCCAAGAAACUCAAAGAGGUAGAGACGACGAAGAAGGCCUACCACUCGGCCUGCAAGGAGGAGAAGCUGGCCGCCAGCAGGGAGAGCAACAGCAAGCUGGAGAAUAACGCCAACCCGGAGGCGCAGAAGAAGCUGCAAGACAAAGUGGAGAAGUGCCAGCAAGAGAUGCAGAAGGCAAAGGAGCGCUAUGAGAAGUCCCUAGACGAGCUGGAUAAGUGCACCCCGCAAUACAUGGAGAACAUGGAGCAGGUGUUCGAGCAGUGGCAGCAGUUCGAGGACAAGAGGAUCCGCUUCUUCAAAGAGCUGCUGCUGGAGGUGAAGAACCACCUGGACCUGUCAUCGAACCACAAGUUCCAGACCGUUUACCACACGCUGGAGGACACCGUCAAGGCCGUGGACGUGGAGGAGGACCUGAAGUGGUUCCGGUCCAACCACGGUCCCGGGAUGCCCAUGAACUGGCCGCAGUUCGAGAAUCUCGACCUCUCCCGCUCUCGCUCCCAUAAGAGAAGGUCCAUUGUAGACUGGUCCGUCGACCUGAACCGCACCCUCAGCAGACGAGAUAAGAAGAAGCCGGGAGACGGAGUCACCCUGACUGGGAUCAACCAGACCGGGGAGCAGGCAGCCAAGAGCAGCAGCAGCCUUACUGUGCCCAACAGCACAGAGCAGGUGGGCUCAAACCCCUUCGAGGAUGACGAAGACGAGGAAGAGGCACCCGCAGAACCUCCCAACAGCAGUCCAGCCAGUGUCGUAAAAGAGGAGGUUAAAACCAAAACCACUAGCAGUGCGGAGAAGACCCAGGAGUGGUCGGACGAGGAGACGGGGAACCCCUUUGCCGCUGACACCGCCAACGGGAAUGGGACCGGGACCGGGACCGGGAAUGGGAACGGGAACCCCUUUGAGGACGAGCCCUCGACCCCAGUCCUCUCUGUGCCUGUCCGCGCCCUCUACGAUUACGAAGGCCAGGAGCAGGACGAGCUCAGCUUCAAAGCAGGUGACGAGUUCACGAAGAUCGCGGACGAGGACGAUCAGGGCUGGUGCACGGGCCGCCUGAAGGACGGGCACGUGGGGCUGUACCCGGCCAACUACGUGGAGGACAUCCAGUAAGCGCGGGAGAGGAAGGGGGAGACAGGACAGGAUGGGACAGGACGGGACGAGAGAGGAGACGAGGCGCUGGCGGCGGAGGCGGAGGAGGGCCACCCGUGUGAGCGAUGCGCGGAGGACGGAACACGAUGGUGGCAGACACCCACCCGCAGCUAUUUCUGAUCUCUGACACUUUUACCGAGGUUGCGGCUAAGAGCCUGAGAACAAGUACCAAAUCAGAGCAAAUGCACAGCAGAGAGGAUUUGACCAGUUCCCACAGGUCAUCCCCCGUCAAGAGCGAGCACAGCAGCUAAGACUGAACCAAUCCCGACAACUCAUCCCCCCAAUGAGGAGCUAACACAACAGAGAGGAUUCAGCUCAUUUCCCACAACUCAUCCCCCCAAUAAGGAGCUAACACAGCAGAGAGGAUUCAGCUAAUUCCCAUAACUCAUCCCCCUGUCAAGAGUAGAGAGAGCUGAACCAAUCCCUAUCAAUGGCAACUACAGUGCAGAGGAGAUUCAGCUUAUCCCCACAGCUUGUCCCUCCAUAAAGGACUAACGCAGGGGAGAGGAUUCGACAAAGCCCCAUAACAUGGUUCCCACACUGCAAAGAACAUUUAGCCCAUCCCUGUAACUAAUCCCCUCAGAUCAUCCCCCAUAGAUACAUAACACACUGCAGCAAGGAUUCAGGUUCUCUCUAAUGAUUCAUCCCCAUGACUAAGUAAUAGAAAGUACUACUACUGCACAGCAGUGAAGAUUCGGGCCAUCCCCAUUUAGGACCCAUUGGUGAUUAGUGCUGGAAAGACAGCACCCAGACUGAGCCAGCCUGCAGUGUAUCUGAAGACCCGGCUGAGUCGUAUGUGCAGAGGAGACGGGAUGCACUGCUGUGCUUUUUUGAUCAUUCAGUAUGCCUUGUACAUAUGAUUUUACAACUAUGUUUUAAUUACUUUCAUUUUUUUAAUACACAUAUGAAAUAUUUUUUUUCCUCUGCAGUCUAAUGCAUUGCAGUGUGAUAGAUUGCCAAGGUCAAUUGUUCCCCAAACCACAAGUAGACAGUGACAGAUGUUCCCCUUUCUGUCACUCUCCUGGUCACAGACACCGAGGUGCACGCAGGUCACGUUUUCCCUGGCAGUACACACAUCCAGCGGAAGCAUUCUGCAGUCUUUCACAACUGUUACAAUUUUAUGUCUGUUACUAGGAACACACACAACAUCAAAUGCUGACCCCCAUCGGUGUUCAGCGGCACCUAGCACCAUGCUGCAAUGGUAUUUAGAGUGAAUGUCGUGUGGUUAGGUUAUCGUUUUGUCUUUCAUCACAAUGAGCACACCAAACCCUUCGCUUGGAUGUACUUUUAGUUUGGGGUUAUUGAUACGGGCCACUCCUUGCACAGGGAGCUCAGCUACAGUGGUUGAUUCGCAUUCUUAACUUCACUGACCAAUCGUUUGUGUCCCCAGGUCGAUUACACUUUGCAGGCUCAUCAUGAACUUUUCCGAAUUGUGACCUUUCGCCCUGCUGUCCAAACGAUCACGCCAGUUGGCGCCCCAACAGACUAAAUUGAAAGGUGUUGAACAGAGAUUUGUGAAAGGGGUGGGUUACAAAUAUUGGGUUCAGAAUGUUUUUUUUUUUUUUUUUUUAAAAAAAGAUGUCUCUCACUUGAAGCUACGAUAUUUAUUCAAGCUAGCACUGGAAGCAGAAUGCCAUGCUGUUCAAGGAGAUUAUUGAACUGCUGGUGUCAGAUGGUCUUGGCAGCAUCUGACCCCUGAUUGAAUGUUUUCACUUAAGAACUAUAAGAAUAAAACAAUAUUUUUGCAUGUAAAUAAAGAUGAACCUAUGAACAAGUAAAGCAGCAAAU